AUGACCUGGGGCCCUGACAACGUGCGGAAAUGGUCAACCCUGGCGCUGCUGGCCAUCAUGGGCACAGCCCUGACAGCGGCCACCGACCCUGGCUUCGUGGCCAUGAUCUCCCAGAAGGGUCUGGACUUCGCGUGCCAGCAGGGCGUGGUUGAGUUGCAGAAGGAGCUGCAGGCUAUCAGUGUUCCUGACUUCUCUGGAGUCUUUAAGAUCAAGCACCUGGGAAAGGGCUCCUACGAAUUCUACAGCAUGGCUGUGGAUGGAUUUCAUAUCCCUAAUCCUGAGAUCGAGAUGCUGCCCAGUGAUGGCCUCCGACUGUCCAUCAAAGAUGCCAGCAUCAAGAUCAAUGGAAGGUGGACAUCAAGGAAGAACUUCCUCAAAGCCAGUGGCAAUUUUGACCUGCGCAUCCAGGGCGUGUCCAUCUCCGCCGACCUGAUGCUGGGCAGUGACUCCUCAGGCCACAUCACCACCAUCUGUUCCAACUGCGACAGUCACAUCGACAGCGUCCGUAUCAAAAUCUCAGGCAGCAUGCUGGGGUGGCUGAUCCAACUGUUCCACAGGAAAAUUGAGACUUCCCUGAAAAACAUCAUUUACAAGAAGAUCUGCAAGAUUGUGAGAAACUCUGUGUCCUCCAAGCUGCAGCCUUAUCUGAAGACUCUUCCUGUGGUAUACAGAGUGGAUGAUGUGACCUCGAUUGACUACAGACUGGUGGCUCCCCUGACAACCACGAACCAGUUCCUGGAGGGGCAGCUAAAGGGGGAGUUUUUCUGGAGGGGCCACCAAGGCCCACUUCCCAUUCACCCGCCAGUAAUGAGGUUUGUGCCCAACAGUGACUACAUGGUAUGCAUGGGCAUCUCUGACUACUUCUUCAACACUGCGGUAUUUGCAUACCAAGAGUCUGGGACCUUGAAGAUAACCCUGGGGGACCCAUCGGUGAGUGUGGAUGGCAGAUUCCAGCUGAACACUGACUUCCUUAAGACCUUCCUGCCCAAGGUGGCCAAGAAGUUCCCCAGCAUGGGGGUGCAGCUGCUCAUCUCAGUGCCCUCGUCUACGCACCUGAGCAUACGACCCUCAGGCCUCUCAUUCAAUCCUAAACUGGAGAUCCAGGCCUUUGUGGUCCUCCCCAACGCCUCCCUGGUCCCUCUCUUCGUUCUUGGCAUGGUAAGAAGGAAAACAAAUGCCUCUUUGGAAGUGGAUGCUAAGGAAAACAGGCUUGUGGGAGAGAUGAAGCUAGGCAGCAGGCUGUUGCUGGAACUGAAGGAAUCCAAAUUUGGCCCCUUUAAGGUGGAGUACCUGGAGGAUGUCAUAAACUACAUCGUAUCCACACUGGUGCUGCCCAAGAUCAAUGAGAGGCUGCGUAGAGGCUUCCCUCUCCCUUUGCCUGCUGGGAUCCAGUUCAGCGACUUCACGUUUUACCCCUACCAGAAUUUCCUGUUGCUUGAAGCGGAUUUACACCUUAUCUGAGAUAUCACCUCGGACCCUGGGCCAGGAAGCUAUGCAGCUGCUCCCAUCAUACUCACCGGCUGUCCUGCUCCAGGAAUCCUUUAGUCUUUGGCCCUGACCUGCAGCCUCCUGCUUGCUUCCCCAUGCUGAAGCUGAGGGGAAAGCAGGAGAUCUGUGUACCAGGGGUCCUGUGCCUCUUUCAGAGCAGCCCCACCGGCGUCCGCAUUUCCGCUGGAGCUGCGACAUUACUUUGGGCUUUACAAGAACACCCAUUUU
This is a messenger RNA of Mus pahari (shrew mouse), 1716 nucleotides long. RefSeq names its product bactericidal permeability increasing protein (gene Bpi). The record is from RefSeq and is a predicted model, not a curated record. NCBI's taxonomy places the organism in Eukaryota, Metazoa, Chordata, Mammalia, Rodentia, Muridae. Gene Ontology annotation, molecular function: lipopolysaccharide binding. The coding region runs from base 1 to 1461 and encodes 486 amino acids. The transcript is spliced from 15 exons. Gene Ontology annotation, biological process: lipopolysaccharide-mediated signaling pathway; negative regulation of interleukin-6 production; defense response to Gram-negative bacterium.